AUGGGCCCUGGUGGCCAAGAAGACCAAGAGGACCUUGGGGACGUUGGGCAGAGCAUCCCCAGCAGGUUUAGGGAGGGGAUCAUGGCCCAGUCCCUGGACAAGAGGGAUGUGGAGCUACUGGAACGAGUCCCGGUGGAACCAGCCACCACCGCGAUCCGUCCCCCGGGAGAGACGUCUGUCUGCGUCCCGUGCGCGGCCGCAGUGUCCUCCUCCGGUUCCUCCGCGCCCGGCGCGAUGUUGCUGCGUCUCCUCCCGCUCCUCCUCGUCACUUGGAGGCUUCUCGGGGCCUCAACACCUCUCACCACGGAGCUGCACACCCUCCGCCUCUUCCUCACCUUGGCCUUCCAAAAUCCCACCACGGUGGAUGUGGGCACCUCAGGGGAGCUGGAUGGCCUCACCUUGGGCACCCUGCAUGACACAACGUUGGACAUCAUCUACCGGCGCCCCUGGGUCUUCCCGGCCUUGUCAGAGGCCGAGUGGCAGCAGCUGGAGAACCUCUUCAAGAUCUACGUGCGCAACCUCAUCCUGCUGCUCAAGGAGGACGCCGUGCAGCACGGGGAGCCCUACCCCUUUGUGUACCAGAGCAUGGUGGGCUGCGAACUCUAUCCCAACGGCUCCUCCACCAAGUUCUACCACAUGGGCUACAAUGAGCAGGACUUGAUUAGCUUCGAUGUGGACAAGGCCCUCUGGGUGCAGCAGAGCGGGGACGCGGUGGCCGCGCGCAUAGAGGCAGCACUCAACAGCGUCAUAGGGCUCUCGGUCACGUUGCGUGAGUUCCUCAGUGUCACCUGCAUUGAGUACACGAGGCGUUUGCUCCAGCACGGACAGAAGGAGCUACAGAGACAAGUGCCACCAGUGGCCGUGGUCUUCGCCCGUCAGACGCCCGACCCAUCGCGGCUGCUUCUCAUGUGCCGCGUCACCGGCUUCUACCCCAGCGCCGUGCGCGUGUCCUGGUUGCGGGAUGGGAACGAGGUGCCGCUGGACCCCGAGCUGGGGUCCACGCCGCUGCUGCCCAACGCCGACCUCACCUACCAGUUGCGCCGCGUCGUGGCCAUGGCGCCCGGCGAUGGGCACAGAUACAUCUGCCGCGUGCAGCACAUCAGCCUGGGCGGCCGCGACCUCAUGGUGCCCUGGGAUCCGAAUGGAGCCAAAACCGGCCACGUCACCUGGAUUGUCAUCCUCGUCAUCCUCAUGGUGGCCGCGGCCAUCGCUGGGUCUGACGCAGCGCAGACGGCCCUGGGCACACGGGCGCUGUCACCGCCACUCGCUUGCGCCCAUCUUGUCCUUGCCGCCCGUGCCAUGCUGGCCUCGCUCCUCUUCAUCCUCCUCCUACCCUCCGGCGACCUGGAAGCAGCCUUCCCGCCUCUGUCCGGUCCGUCCGUGCUGCAGCUCUUUCAGACCACCACAUUCCACAACACUGUCUACGUGGCCACCGAGGGAAUGGGGUUCCUGGAUGACAUCCCGCUGGGCACCUUGGACAGCCACACCUGGAACAUCCGCUUCCUGAAGCCCUGGGUGCGCCCCGCGCUGCCCCGCAGCGACUGGGACACCAUCAGAGACAUGAUCAAGAUCUACCUGAGCAAGUUCCACCACCUCAUCCAAGAAGGCGCCGUGUUGAAGCAGGUGCCCUUUCCCUUCGUGGCCCAGUGCACCGCCGGCUGCGAGCUCUUCCCCAACAACACCGGCAAGCCCUUCGUCUACGUGGCCUACAACGGCGAUGACUUCCUCACCUAUGACAUGGACAACGGGACUUGGUUGCUGCUGCAGGACACAGAGCUGGCCAAGUAUGUGAGGGAGAGGCUGGAGAACUACACGGCCUUCACGGAGCUCAUCCAGGUGCUCUUCAACAACACGUGCAUCGAUGACAUGGAGAUGAUCCUGCGCGCCGCCAAGGAGGAUCUGGAGAGGAAAGUGCGACCAGUGGCCGUGGUCUUUGCCCGUCAGACGCCCGACCCAUCGCGGCUGCUUCUCGUGUGCCGCAUCACCGGCUUCUACCCCAGCGCUGUGCACGUGUCCUGGUUGCGGGAUGGGCACGAGGUGCCCCCGGAUCCCACGCUGGGGUCCACGCCGCUGCUGCCCAACGCUGACCUCACCUACCACUUGCGCCGCGUCGUGGCCAUGGCGCCCGGCGAUGGGCACAGCUACGUCUGCCGCGUGCGGCACAGCAGCCUGGGUGGCCGUUCCUUGUGUUUUCCAGGGAAUUCCGGCAUCGUGCUCAUUGUGGGACUCUCAGUGGCAGUAGCGGUGCUUGUGGCCGUGGCCAUCAUGGUGGCACUUUGGAUGUGGAGACGCAGGCAGUACCGGGAGAUGGUCGAGUCAGAACCACGGAGCUCCGUUCUGAGCAGUGGAGAGGACACAGUCCCUGCUCCCAGUGCCCAACAGUGA
Molecule: messenger RNA, 2385 nt
Organism: Tinamus guttatus (white-throated tinamou)
Lineage: Eukaryota; Metazoa; Chordata; Aves; Tinamiformes; Tinamidae
Source: RefSeq, a predicted model, not a curated record